CCACAUCCUAGAAAUCCAGCCCUUCUGCCCUCCGGAGACGCCUUUCCCAACAACGCAAAGACAAUCUCUGUAAGUGGACUUGUUUGUUUUGGAAUCUUCCCUUUUCAUCUCAUUCAGCCGACUUAGCAAGAUCUGAAGAGUGGUAUUAAUAAAUUACCAGGAUGGAGAUCGCCUCUCAUCAGUCUCACCUUCUGCAGCAGCUGAAUGAGCAGCGCCGGCAAGACGUGUUUUGUGAUUGCAGUAUCUUGGUUGAAGGAAAGGUUUUCAAAGCACAUCGCAAUGUAUUAUUUGCUAGCAGUGGUUACUUUAAAAUGCUGCUUUCUCAGAAUUCAAAGGAAACAAGUCAACCCACCACGGCUACAUUUCAAGCGUUCUCCCCAGACACAUUCACAGUAAUCCUGGACUUUGUCUAUUCUGGCAAACUGUCUCUUACUGGGCAGAAUGUUAUAGAAGUGAUGUCUGCUGCUAGCUUCCUGCAGAUGACUGAUGUCAUUAGUGUGUGUAAGACAUUUAUUAAAUCUUCCUUGGACAUUAGUGAGAAAGAAAAAGACCGCUACUUCAGUCUCUCAGAUAAGGAUGCCAAUUCUAACAAUGUAGAGCGUUCCUCUUUUUGUAAUGGUGGCUGGCAGGAAGAGAGCAGCUCUCCACAUUCUCAUCUCAGCUCAGACCAAGGAACAGGUACAAGUGGAAAGUCGUGGAGUAAGUAUAAUUACCAUCCAGCCUCUCAGAGGAGCACUCAGCAACCUCUGGCCAAGCAUGAACAGAGGAAAGACUCCAUUAAAAAGACCAAACAUCUGAGAUUGUCACAGCCAUCCGAAGUUGCUCAUUGUAAGUCCAGCAGACGAGAAGCACGGACAUCAGAUUCUUCCAACCAUGUUUCCAUGCCUGACGAACGAGUGCAUAUUGAUGCCGAAGUGGACACCACCCCUGUUGGCUAUCAGUAUGGUCCAGGAUCUGAGGUCACAUCCAGGAGUUUUCCAGAUGAUCUGCCCAGGAUGCGAUUCAAGUGUCCCUACUGCACACACGUGGUGAAGAGGAAAGCAGACCUCAAGCGCCACAUGCGCUGUCAUACAGGAGAAAGGCCCUACCCAUGUCAAGCUUGUGGAAAGCGAUUUAGCAGGCUUGACCAUCUAAGUAGUCACUUCCGAACAAUUCACCAGGCAUGCAAACUCAUCUGCAGGAAAUGCAAGCGCCAUGUGACUGACCUAACAGGGCAGGUGGUACAAGAAGGAACCAGGCGCUACAGACUGUGCAAUGAGUGCCUUGCUGAGGUUGGCAUAGAUAGUCUCCCCAUGGAUCUGGAAGCUGAGCAACAUCGUAUGUCCCCAUCAGAUGGAGAUAAGGAUUCACGAUGGCACUUGAAUGAAGAUGAGAACAGAUCCUAUGUGGAAAUUGUAGAGGACGGGUCUGCUGAUCUGGUCAUCCAACAGGUUGAUGAUAGUGAAGAGGAAGAAAAGGAAGUAAAGCCCAACAUUAGGUAGCUGUCAUGUGAACCCACAGAGCUGGCAGGUCUGUAUUGUCAUUGACAUCCUGUGUCUGUCUCUCUCCCCAUGGUCACAGUGUGGUUAACAGAUUUUUCACACUGACUUAAAUCACCUGAUGUAACUUGCAUGCUUUCUGAAUAGGCCAUUGUAUCCAUUCUGAAUUCUGUUGCCCUAAAAUAUGUUGCUGCACUGGAAAGACCUUGCUUGAGUUGGCAUGAUGAAUGAACACUUAUCCUCUUAUGUUAUUACACAGAUGCCAUUUUCUUUUAAUAUUGUAAAAUCUAUUUAGUAACCAUUUUACAAAAAAAAGUAUUUUAAAUAAAUUUAUCACAACCAAA
Molecule: messenger RNA, 1822 nt
Organism: Jaculus jaculus (lesser Egyptian jerboa)
Lineage: Eukaryota; Metazoa; Chordata; Mammalia; Rodentia; Dipodidae
Gene: Zbtb8a
Product: zinc finger and BTB domain containing 8A
Exons: 5
Coding region: 162-1481 (439 amino acids)
Biological process (GO): regulation of transcription by RNA polymerase II
Molecular function (GO): protein binding; DNA-binding transcription factor activity, RNA polymerase II-specific; RNA polymerase II cis-regulatory region sequence-specific DNA binding
Source: RefSeq, a predicted model, not a curated record